This is a messenger RNA of Toxotes jaculatrix (banded archerfish), 2661 nucleotides long. RefSeq names its product solute carrier organic anion transporter family, member 2B1 (gene slco2b1). The record is from RefSeq and is a predicted model, not a curated record. The transcript is spliced from 15 exons. Bases 340 to 2307 code for a protein of 655 amino acids. Gene Ontology annotation, cellular component: membrane. Gene Ontology annotation, molecular function: bile acid transmembrane transporter activity; protein binding. NCBI's taxonomy places the organism in Eukaryota, Metazoa, Chordata, Actinopteri, Toxotidae. Gene Ontology annotation, biological process: transmembrane transport; bile acid and bile salt transport; sodium-independent organic anion transport.
UUGUUCGGGAAACUUGUUUGAAUCCUGUUAGUUCUUCUGUUUAUGGGCUGUAAGAUUAUACACAUGGGACAUUCCUGAAGCUCACUCCCUUUCUCUUUCUUUCUCUCUUUCUGUCUUUCUUUCUUCUUUCUUUUUUGGUCGAAUUCCUUCAAAUUCCAGUUCCUUCCUUUCUCUCUCUCCCUGUCAGAGUGAGCAUGCUCAAAGGGCUGGACGACUGAGUAAACACCACGAGAGAAUCUGAGCUGCAGCAAAGUGUGAGGAGGAAGCAAAGACACGGACCUGAGCCGCUGCUUUCACAGCUUCGUUCAGCUCUUCACUCUACGUGUGGUAGAAAUCAUCAUGGGAGCCAACGACCCCAACGUGAACUCUGACCCCGCGGGGUCACGACCUUCUGCUCGGCAGCAGAGUCUCUUCAACAGCAUCAAGUUCUUUGUGUUUUGCCACAGUUUGCUGCAGCUGGCGCAGCUCCUGGUGUCGGGCUACAUGAAGAGCUCCAUCUCCACCAUCGAGAGACGUUACGGCCUCUCCAGCCAGAAGUCAGGGCUCCUGGCAGCCUUCAACGAGGUGGGGAACACCGUCCUCAUCAUCUUUGUGAGUUUCUUUGGCAGUCGCGUCCACCGCCCACGGUUCAUCGGCGGCGGAGCUCUGCUGGCCUGCCUCGCCUCGCUGCUGAUGGCACUGCCGCACUUCUUGAGUGGACUGUACGAGUACACCGACCGCAUCAGCUCCUCCAGCGAUAACAGCUCGGGCCUCUGCCAGUCAGAAAGCCCUCUCACGUCCUCCUCGGCCGAUCAGACGUGCGCCCAGCAGGACAGCCGCGCCCAGCAGGGCGUGUACCCUCUGCUGCUGCUGGGUCAGCUGCUGCUGGGUAUCGGAGCCGUCCCCAUCCAGCCCUUCGGCAUCUCCUACAUCGACGACUACGCCAGCAAGAAGAACUCGCCGCUGUACCUCGGCAUCCUCCUCGCUGUGACCUCCAUCGGCCCGGCCUUGGGAUUCAUCACUGGCUCCUUCAUGCUGCGCUACUACGUCGACUUUAACAGAUUAUCCAAAGACGAGGUCGAGCUGGAGCCCACAGACCUGCGCUGGGUGGGGGCCUGGUGGCUUGGCUUCCUGGUGGCCUCCUGCCUCCUCUUCCUCACAGCGCUGCCUUACCUCUUCUUCCCCAGAGUCAUGCCCAAAGAGGACGAUGCAGACGACAUUGAGUCCAGACCGGACACUAAGCAACAGACGAACCCGCUCCAGGAGCUCACCCUCCUUCAGUUCCUCAAAAGUUUUCCUCGAAUCGCUCUGCGGACACUGCGGAGUCCCAUCUACCUGCUGGUGGUGCUGGCGCAGGUCAACCUGGCAGCGCUGCUGGCCGGCCUCGCCACCUUCAUGGCCAAGUUCAUAGAGAGACAGUUCAACCAGACCGUCUCCUUUUCCACCAUGAUGAUAGGAGGAGUUGGUAUCCCACUGGCGGUGCUGGGCACUGUGCUGGGUGGAGUUCUGAUGCGGAGACUGAAUCUUUCGGUCAGUGGUGCCAGUAAGUUGUGCACCACCGCCAUCCUGCUCUGCGUGUUCUCCGCCUCACCGCUGCUGCUCAUUGGCUGCCCCACCCAGACGGUCGCCGGGGUCUUUCCGCCCAGCACUGCUGCGUUGUCCUGCAGUUCUGGCUGUCGGUGUCCUCAGGACGCCUUUAACCCGGUGUGUGGUUCAGAUGGGAUGGAGUUCAGGUCUCCCUGUCAUGCUGGCUGCACCGCCUCAGUGAUGGACUCCAACAACAAAGUCACAAACUACACUGAGUGUCGGUGUGUCGGCGGUCUCGGCUACGCCUCUCCUGGGACCUGUGGCAGCGGGUGUGCCCACCUCCUCCGUCCCUUCAUGGUUCUGCUGGGUCUCACCAGCUUCAUCGCCUCCUUCUCCCAGACGCCGUCAUACAUGAUGAUACUCAGGACGGUGCCCACAGAGGACAAGUCUUUCGCAGUGGGGGUUCAGUACAUGCUGUUCAGAGUGCUCGCGUUCAUGCCCGGCCCCGUGUUGUACGGCAGCGUCAUCGACACCACCUGCAUCCUGUGGGGCAAAAAGUGUGACAAGCAGACGUCCUGUCUCUACUACAACCUGGACCGCUUCAGACAGAGGUUUCUGGGUCUGCAGGUGGUCUUUGUGUGCGGCGGGCUGCUCUGCUUCCUGCUGACUGUCGUGGUCCUGCGCAGGAGGGCCGGACGUCAGGAGCCGGCCAGUAACGGAAGGUACGAGCUGGUGAACGAGAAGGGAGGAGCGGAGAACACCUCCUCUAAAGAAAAAGAACUGCAGGGCAUCAAGACCUGAAGAAACACAGCGAGAGGACGGAGGGAAAGACGAAGAAAGUCUAAACACGGAGGAGAAAGAUGGAAGAGCUCAGAGGGUUUUCUCAGAUGGUCAGAAAGCAACAUGGACGCUGCCGCAGUGCAGCACUCAGUGUGUGAUGAGUGCUGCUCCUGAUUCUCACGCAAAGGAGCAAUCAGCCGAUAUAUAACCAGGCUCAGAUACUUUUUGAUUUUAUGUUUUUGUACAUUCCAAAUAUUCCCGUUCCCUACAUACACACACACACACACACACACACACACACAUACACACACACAUACAUACAUACUGUACAUACAUACACACACACACACACACACACACACACACAUACAUACA